This is a messenger RNA of Fusarium pseudograminearum CS3096, 1062 nucleotides long. RefSeq lists its product as uncharacterized. Bases 1 to 1062 code for a protein of 353 amino acids. The transcript has 2 exons. NCBI's taxonomy places the organism in Eukaryota, Fungi, Ascomycota, Sordariomycetes, Hypocreales, Nectriaceae. The record is from RefSeq and is a predicted model, not a curated record.
AUGCGUUUCCCACUAGAUUUUAGCACGAUGCUAUCGCGGAGACGACGAAGCGAACAGCAACAGAGCACAGGACUCUCAAAGCGCCAGGUUCACGGUGAUAGAACACCAGAACAGAUCGACAGAUGGUGCAAAUCCACAUCCUUGACGAAAAAUGGUGACGAAAUUAUGUUUCCCAACCAGGGCGAUACUUGGCAUGUCGGGGAAACACAGGGCUUUGGUUGGACAGGCGGUAUUCAUAUCGACGAUAAUCAGAGCCAGACCUUCAGCCUGGAGAUAAGGACACUUGACUCGGAUAAUGAUUCUCAAGCUGUUCAAAUAUUUGCCAACGAAACCUUCAACUAUCCUUCCUCCAGCUGGCAAGUCUGGAACAAAGAAUGUCCAGACACAUAUAUCUCAUACUACUGGAAGAUACCCAAAGACUUUGAAACCGGAGAUACGAAAUUCGUGGCGAGGCUUCUCAAUACGACAGAUCCGGAUAAUACAAAUACUCUGACGAGUAGUUUCUUUUACAUCAACUCGAAACCCGUUGAUGUGUCUAUAGAGGCCUCUGUAGCAAGUCCAUCUGCGGAACCUGCAGCAGUCACCUCAUCUAUAGCAUACGCCACUUCAGCUCCGGCACCAACCGCCACAAUUGAAGCGGCAGCCAGCGACCAAACUACAGCAGUAGAAUCACAGGAUGGACUUUCCGUUCAGGCAAAAGCAGGCAUUGGCGCCGGCGCCGGUAUAUUGGGCCUCAUGAUUCUCCUGGCCGGCCUGCUUUUCUACUGUCACAGAAAGCGCCAAAAGAGAGGCAUAUCAGGCAAGAGCUUUGUUACGCCACCUCUGGAAAUAAGGACGGCGAGACCGCGCAUUUCAGAAGGAGGCAACAGUGAGAUGCAGCGUGAAAGAGCGAGAGAAAUGGAAGAUGUCCCUGGAAGUCCUUUAUACAGGACGGACACAGAGCGGAAUGAUCAUCGACGGAGUAUCAGGAUAGUAUACGAACCCAAUCUGGAUCCCAUCGGGUUGCCGGCCGACGUUUCGAUGUGGUCGCCCAAGAGUUCACAGGAUGAACUGAAAAGAUAA